AUGCGUGGCCAUUGCCGUCGUGCGCAGCGAGGACGCCCGCCGCAAAUCAGCCCGAUUGUCGGCUUGGCUCUUACCGCCAUCUACAUCGAAACAGCCUAUAUCGGCGUAUCAUGCCCACCCACUCCGAAGGACAACUUUCAGAUAGCGAAAGACCCCGCCAGCCAGCCGUGGCUAUGCCGCACUGGUCUCAAGUCUUUCGCGCUCAGAUGGCUCCCUUAA
Molecule: messenger RNA, 219 nt
Organism: Peniophora sp. CBMAI 1063
Lineage: Eukaryota; Fungi; Basidiomycota; Agaricomycetes; Russulales; Peniophoraceae
Source: the annotation of a GenBank genome assembly